This is a messenger RNA of Galendromus occidentalis (western predatory mite), 2037 nucleotides long. RefSeq names its product SCAN domain-containing protein 3-like. Lineage: Eukaryota; Metazoa; Arthropoda; Arachnida; Mesostigmata; Phytoseiidae. The record is from RefSeq and is a predicted model, not a curated record. The coding region runs from base 1 to 2037 and encodes 678 amino acids. The transcript has a single exon.
AUGGGCGGGAAGAGUCAGGCCAGAAUCCAGAGCUUCUUCAGGAAGCGAAAACACGUUUCCGCGGACGCCGAUGACAACCCAUCUUUUGGAGAGCUAGCCACUGAAGGGGAAGUACGAUAUCCUGUUAUUGACUUGGAGGAAGAGGCCAUGCCGUUAAUUGAGUCGGAGAUACAGAUAUCUGGGACCUCGAACUUCUCUCCGGUCAGGAUAGGUGGCAGAAUAGCGGCAUCGGGGAGGCCGAAAAAGCAGUACAAACGCACGCGGAAGUACGAUGCGAGCUAUCUCAGAUUCGGAUUCAUUCAAGAGCCCGGUAGCGAAUUCGAGCCUAGGCCGCUGUGCAUUGUUUGUUCGGAGUGCCUAUCGAAUGAAGGAAUGAAGCCGUCCAAACUUCAGAGGCACCGAGAUUUGAAACAUCCCGAUCUGGCUUGCAAACCGUUGGAGUACUUUCAGAGAAUGCGAGACGAACUCAAGCAGCAACAGAAUUCAAUGAGAAAUAUGACCCUUGGUGACAAUAACUCCCAGAUGAGAGCCUCGUAUCUGAUAUCGCUCGAAAUCGCGAAGAACAAGAAAGCAUACGUCAUCGGCGAGGAAUUGAUAAAACCAUGCAUCCUACUGGCGAGUCAGGAGGUGAUCGGACACGACGCUUACCAGAAACUCAGAGGUAUCUCCCUGUCGCGCAACACGGUGAAACGGAGAGUCGAGCACAUGGCCGAUAACAUCCAAGAUCAAAUUAUCGAUUUGGUCAAGAAGUCGACAUUCUACUCGAUCCAGAUCGACGAGUCAACAGAUCUGACGAAUAAAGCCGUAUUGGUCUGUUUCGUCAAGGUCGAACACGACGGAGAACUCUUGGAGGAACUUCUCUGCUCUGUGGAACUGCCGGGUCGGACAACUGGCUCCGAAAUAUUCCGAGUCCUUGACGGCUUUUUCGAAGAUCAUAGCAUACCGUGGAAGAACUGCAUUGGGGUAUGCACGGACGGAGCCGCUAAUAUGACAGGACGUCUGAUGGGUUUCACAGCAAGAGUCAAGAAGGUCGGACACCCCAACUUGCUGAGCACCCAUUGCAUCAUACAUAGGGAACAACUGGUUGCGAAACGACUCUCUCCACAAUUGCACAGCGUUUUGUCUGAUGUGGUCCGCAUUGUGAACGAGAUUCGUUGCAAACCAUUGAAUUCGCGUAUCUUCGAAGCUCUCUGUGAGGAAAUGGGUUCUCAGUUUUCCCAUCUCCUCUUGCAUGCAGAAGUCAGGUGGUUGUCUCGUGGGAGAGUUCUCAAUCGACUUCUUUCUUUGUUGCAAGAAGUUAAGGUAUUUUUCCAGCAGCAGAACAAUUCGACGUUCCUUGCUAUCAUGUCCGAUGUAGAUUGGAAAGCCAAACUAUCAUACUUGGCCGAUAUUUUCUCUCAUUUGAAUGAGCUGAAUUUAUCCUUACAAGGGAAGCAUUGCGAUAUGUUCACGCUGCGAGCGAAGAUUGACGGCUUCCGUAAAAAACUAGUUCUUUGGCACGCCGCAGUCUCAGAGAAAGAUUUUCCGAUGUUUCCUAAUUUCGAUGAGUUCUCGAAGCAGAAUCACCUCAGCGAGGGAGUGGUCGUAAUCGUCCGGGAGCAUUUACAAACCCUCAUGGAUUUGUUCGGUAAAUACUACCCGGAGCAAGAAGAUCCCAGAAAUGGCAGUCUCUGGAUUCUGGAUCCGUUCACCGCGAAAAUUGACGACACGAAUUUGUGCAUGAAAGGGAAAGAAAGCUUGCUGGAUCUCGCUUCAGAUGCGAGCCUGCAGAUGAAGUUCCACGCUUCGUUGUCGAGAGCUCAUUUUUGGCUCGGAGUUGGACAAGAAUACCCGAUGCUGAGCGCGGAAGCGAUGAAGAUUUUGGUGCAAUUCUCCACAACUUACCUCUGCGAGAAAACGUUUUCAUCUGUCACUGCCAUCAAGACUAGAUAUCGGACUUCCCUCGAGAUGCACGCGGAACUUCGACUAGGAGUUACGAAUCUAGCGCCUCAGAUCGACGCGAUCUUGUCGUCGAAGCAAGCACAGGUAUCGCACUAA